Kwoniella botswanensis is the source of this 756-nucleotide messenger RNA. RefSeq lists its product as uncharacterized. The transcript has 3 exons. The coding region runs from base 1 to 756 and encodes 251 amino acids. The record is from RefSeq and is a predicted model, not a curated record. NCBI's taxonomy places the organism in Eukaryota, Fungi, Basidiomycota, Tremellomycetes, Tremellales, Cryptococcaceae.
AUGUCUUCCAAACGAGGUUCACCUUCAAGCGACACCGAAUCCUCCUCAAAAAGAGCAAGGACUUACCCGGUAAUCAACGACUACAACAGAGAUUAUCAAGAUUCCGAAGCAGAUGUGACUCUCAUAUCUUCUGAUGGAUUCGAAUUCAAGUAUCGUUUUUCGAUCAUCGGAGACAAUUCCGAUCGUACCAUUGAUCUCAGCGAUGAGACCAUCGAGCGAUCCUCGACCGUAUCUCUAUUCCUGCAGACAUGCCGGGGGCAAACACCGAAAUUCUCAACAGGACAGGAGGUGUACUGUUUGUACAGUGAUCUGAUCGAUUUUUCCAAGAAGUACGACGCUGCGCCUACUAUUCAAUUAAUAUCCGCUCCCAUAUAUCGAUAUUUUCAUGUAAAGCAGCUAUCUUCAUACUAUAUGUUUGAACUGGGCAGCAGGUUGGACGCACCAGAAAUGGUUUCUUUAGCACUUCGAAAUAGCAAGAACGAAGUGUGGCUGGCGACAGAGACGUAUACCGCGGACGAACAAGAGAAAGUUAAAAAUCCCCUUGCAACCUUGGGGAAUGUAAUCGAUGCCUUGUGGACAGAUCCGAGCUCAUGGAGCAUCCAAUUGCUCAAGACAAUUCCGGCAGACUACCUAUUUGCCAUGCUUCGAGCUAACAAAUACGGUAGAGCUGAUGCAGAAAAGGUAGCAGAUGGUUUCGUUCAGAUCAUGAUAGAAAUGGGUGAGUACACUGUAAGAACUGCAAGGAGAGCGAGCUGA